Molecule: messenger RNA, 1119 nt
Organism: Rhagoletis zephyria (snowberry fruit fly)
Lineage: Eukaryota; Metazoa; Arthropoda; Insecta; Diptera; Tephritidae
Source: RefSeq, a predicted model, not a curated record
AUGACCGAUAAACCUCGGUUGUUCAAGUUGCACACGCACGAAUACAGCUUUGCUAAAGAUGACAUUGUCAUUUGUCAGAAUUCCUUUCCAAAUGCUAAGAUUGGAGAUGUGGUCGAAAUCUACUCACCGCAAGAUGAUUACAGCCGUCUACUGCUUCACAUUACCAAUAUCAAUGACAAACCGGGCACCAAGUUUAGCAUCAGUGUGGAGCAUGCUCUUGCCUUGACGUUCCACCUGCGAAAGUUCACCGAAGUAAUUGUGAAUUUUGUCAAGCCAGAAGACGUUGUUCUAGAUUCAGUGGAGCUGUUCUUCAAAGACCAGUAUCUUGCACGAAGUGACAUGUGGCUGCUGAAAAAGUCCAUCACCAACACCUGUGUAUAUCUCAACAAGAAGGUGGAGUUCAGCUCGAUUCGGUGUCAAGUGUUCGAAAUGUGGUCUCAAGGUGCUCGAAUGGCAAGUGGGUACAUCAACGAGCAGACCAAAGUCGUCUUUAGAUCUGCCUCCAGCAUGGUGUACCUCUUUUUGCAAAUGAGCUCGGAAAUGUGGGACUACGAUAUCAACGGAGAUCUUUACUUUGAAAAGGCUGUCAACGGCUUUCUCACGGAUCUAUUCAACAAAUGGAGGGUAAAAAUGGAGGCAUCGUCUAUUGAAGAGUUUCCCGAGUCAAUGAAAGGAGCUCUACAGCAGGAUACAAAGCGCAAUCUCUUUUUUGAAGAUUUCUAUCGCGUUGCGGUACAAAAUGAGCGCUACGAAGAUUGGUCUUCUGUUUUGGUGAAGCUGAAAAAGCUGUUUAAUUCAUACGAAAAGGACGUGAUUCACUAUCACGAAAAGGAGGGCGUCAAAGUGCCAAGAGCCUACAACUCAACUGCCUCACAGGGCAACUUUCUUGAAGUUCUCAACAUGUCUCUCAAUGUUUUUGAGCGACACAACCUGGAUAGAAGCUUUGACCGUACAGGCCAACUUUCAGUGGUCAUCUCCCCCGGCGUUGGCGUUUACGAGGUGGAACUUGAUUUGACUAAUCUCACAAAGCAGCGUAUCAUCGACAAUGGCAUCGGCAGCGACUUGAUCUACAAGCGGCAUCGUUCAGGCUUCGCAAAGCAGAAGAAUGAAUCCACUUAA